UGUCAAUAUUGUCAAGUCAAUCAACAUCAACAAGGAACAUCGAGCCGGGAAGACUAUCGUUUUAAUCGUUUCAAUUUUACAUUUUGUACAUAAUUUCUUGACCAUCUUUCAUUUACAGCAGUUACAUAUAAUUACAACUUAGAAGAGACGAUGGAGACUUUUAAUGACUUAGAUGAAAGUGACACUGAAAUUGCAGCUGAAGAAACGUUAAGAGCCCAAGAUAUUCGUGAGGUGCCAGUUAACCUUUUAAACGUGUACGAAUUUAGCAAAAAUGAGAUUGCCAUAAUACAAUUCUUGACUGACAACAACAUCUUUCCUCGAGAGAAAAAUUGCUCAAAAUGCGGAACACCAAUGAAAUUCUACAGGUUUACAAGGACACGAAACAAUAAGGAACAAGAAAACAGCUCUUGGCGAUGCAGGGCGUACAUACAGAAACCAAAAAAGAAAAGACAGAAUUGUAACUACAGUGAAUCUUUUCGUUUUGGCUCUGUUUUUGAGGGCAGCAAAUUGCCUUUGGCAAAGUUUCUCAUUAUGUCCUAUAUGGUUUUGAAUAAUUGGGAAACUGAGAAAAUAAUGUGGGAGAUGCAAACAACACGUUCCGUGGUUAAAAGGUGGCAACGAUAUAUGAGAAACGUCAUUCUUCAGUGGUUUGAAAGGACAGCCCAACCUCUUGGAGGGCCAGGAAAAUUUGUUGAGGUCACAGAGGGCAAGUUCGAGGAACGCAAGACCAAGACGAGGCCCGCUGGAAAACAAUGGGUGUUUGCCGUAUUCGAAAGAGAGACUUCAAGAGUUCUUUUGGUGCCUGUGGAGCUGAGAGAAGCGCAAUUAGUACCUUUGAUUGAAACUUGGAUUCUGCCAGAGACAAUGGUCAUUUCCGAGUGCUGGAAAUCGUAUUUUGCCAACAACCAGCUGGGCUAUCUCCACCUCACAGACAACCACCAUCUGAUCUUUGAAGACCAUGAAACAGGCACCCACCUUAGAAGCAGCAAAGAUUUGAGGGUCACUCUACCGAAGAAUAACAGAAAAUUCAGAGGAAGUUGUUUGGGACAUAUUGCUCUUCAUGUGUUCUUGAAGUGGUGCGUUGCAACUGGCAAGGAACCAUUCUUUGAAUUUUGGAAAAUUGUUGGUGAAUCUCCAGUUACUCCAUUUAUAACCAUUAGUUCAGACUCUGAAUCCGGUAGUGAUGAUGGCGAGUAAAAGCAAAAGUGUACACUUAAACAAACUCUUGAUCAAGUGGGAGAGUGAUAGACUACGUUAUCAUAGCAUUUUCUACACUAAAAUUCCAUAUAAUGGAUUUAUGCAAUUUUAGAGGACAUAAAUAUAAAGACACUCGUUACGCAAGAGUGAAUAAAUUAACAAAAUUGAAACAAUA
Neocloeon triangulifer is the source of this 1372-nucleotide messenger RNA. RefSeq lists its product as uncharacterized. The record is from RefSeq and is a predicted model, not a curated record. The coding region runs from base 151 to 1197 and encodes 348 amino acids. The transcript is spliced from 3 exons. NCBI's taxonomy places the organism in Eukaryota, Metazoa, Arthropoda, Insecta, Ephemeroptera, Baetidae.